Molecule: messenger RNA, 481 nt
Organism: Diachasmimorpha longicaudata
Lineage: Eukaryota; Metazoa; Arthropoda; Insecta; Hymenoptera; Braconidae
Gene: Srp9
Product: signal recognition particle 9 kDa protein
Exons: 3
Coding region: 192-428 (78 amino acids)
Biological process (GO): SRP-dependent cotranslational protein targeting to membrane; negative regulation of translational elongation
Cellular component (GO): signal recognition particle, endoplasmic reticulum targeting
Molecular function (GO): 7S RNA binding
Source: RefSeq, a predicted model, not a curated record
UAUCCCAGUCGGAAACCCCUCCACGUGAGCACAAAUGGCGAAAUGUUUCAGUAACAAUAAUCUGUCAUUUGAUUUCCUAUGAAGUAAAAAUCGUUGAUAAUAAAUCUCAAUAGUUUUUUAGGCUUUUAUUAGGAGAAAGUAGUGAAGUACUGAUUUUCAUAGCAUAAACAGUUGAUUUAUUUUUUUUGAAAAUGACGUACAUGAAUUCUUGGGAGGAGUUUGAGAAGGGAGCAGAGAGGUUAUACCUUCAGGAUCCAUUGAAGGCACGUUACUCCAUGAAGUACUGUCACAACAAGGGAGUUUUAAGCCUCAAGUUGACUGACAAUAGAACGUGUUUGCAAUACAAAACUGAAAUUGCUCAAGAUCUCAAGAAAAUGGAGAAAUUCAUAGGGAACCUAAUGAGGCACAUGGCAUCUAAGGAUAAUUAAAUAUCCAAUAAAACUUAGGUACAAUAUAUUUUUUAAUAAAAAAGUUGAAACAA